UAUAUUCAGUAUAUCUAUUAAAGCUAAAAAUGAUUAUGAUAUAUUGGACAUGAAUUAAUAUAAAUAUGAUUGUGUGGCUAAGAUCAUUGGCAUUCGUUGUAUAAUGGGAGUCGUGAUUUUUACUUUAUUCGCUUUAUGCUGCGCUGCAGCGGGCGCUGUCCCCGCGGCAUUAAACAAUGCCAGGAUUAUUGGUGGUACUGUGACCACCAUCAAUCAGUACCCUGUUAUGGCUUCUCUGCUGCUGACCAGAGAUUUCGUUCACUGGAGACACAAUUGCGGCGGAAGCAUUCUUAAUCAACGAAGUAUUCUGUCAGCUGCUCACUGUCUAUACCGACGCCAACCAAACGUCUACCGGGCCCGUUUGGGAUCUAGUUUCGCCAGUAGCGGUGGUGUGAUUUUCAAUUUUGCUCAGUUUAUCAUGCAUCCCAACUAUAACUCCAGAAACCAAGAUAAUGACGUUGCUAUAAUGCGAACAAGUUCUGGUAUUUCUUACAACAACGUGAUACAGCCAGCGCGUAUCGCUGGAGCCAAUUACAAUCUCCGCGACAACGAGCGUGUGUGGGCUGCUGGAUGGGGCGUGACUUCGGUUAAUUCAAAUCAGCACUCAGAGCAACUUCGCCAUGUUCAAGUGUACACAAUUAAUCAAGCGGUAUGCAGACAGCGUUAUGCUGCAAGAAGCCCCAUCACAGAUAACAUGUUGUGCUCCGGCGUGCUUGACGUCGGCGGCCGUGACCAGUGCCAGAUGGACUCCGGCGGGCCCCUCUUGCACAACGGCAUCGUCGUCGGUGUUUGCUCCUUUGGUCAUAGAUGUGCCGAACCUCGGUACCCUGGAGUCAACGCACGCGUUUCCCGCUUCGCCACUUGGAUAGGAAACAACUCUUAAAUCCUUUUGGUAUUUAAAUUGUAAGAAUGGCUGUAAGAUAUUUUCAAUAAAAAAAAUGUAAACGCACCUUACACAUGGAACACAACAUACAAAUAUAUAUAUAUUAAAAUUGUACUUUUAGAUUUGUUAUAUUUAUUAAUAUUUUCUUUUGUUUUGUA
This is a messenger RNA of Manduca sexta (tobacco hornworm), 1041 nucleotides long. Its product is annotated as trypsin, alkaline C-like. Gene Ontology annotation, molecular function: serine-type endopeptidase activity. The record is from RefSeq and is a predicted model, not a curated record. Gene Ontology annotation, biological process: proteolysis. The coding region runs from base 104 to 883 and encodes 259 amino acids. The transcript is spliced from 4 exons. Lineage: Eukaryota; Metazoa; Arthropoda; Insecta; Lepidoptera; Sphingidae.